Closterium sp. Yama58-4 is the source of this 825-nucleotide messenger RNA. The record is from the annotation of a GenBank genome assembly. Lineage: Eukaryota; Viridiplantae; Streptophyta; Zygnematophyceae; Desmidiales; Closteriaceae.
AUGUCUGCGAUGUCGGACAACGUGGGGCAGUACGGCCGCAUCGGCACCGUGCCGGUGGCCCAAGGAGCCGAAGUCCCUCUAACGCACCCAGAGUUCCCCUACACGCCCGAGCCAGCAGCCAGCAGGGGGUCAGACACCUUCUCGUCGACCGCAGGUGGGGCAGGCUCGUCCCUGCCGCCGCCCCCGGUGGGCAUCUGGGGCGUAUUCACUGUGGCGUUCUACCGCCCCUUCUUUGACGUGGACACUGCUGACGUGGCGGAGCGCGUGAGGGACGCGCUCAUGCCCUUCCCGCGCUCCGCCUUCCUCGAAAAGACGGCCCUCAACCCCGACAUCUACGGGCCAUUUUGGAUCUGCACGACGCUCGUGUUCCUGUCGGCGUCGCUAGGCAACCUGGCGAGCUACCUGAGCUACGCUGCGUCGCCCUCAUCAGCCGCGGAGGAGCACUGGCACUACAACAUCGACGCCGUCAGCUGGGCUGCUGCCAUCUUCUACGGCUAUGUGGCUGUCGUGCCGCUGCUGCUCUUCUUCCUCCUGCGCUACCUGCAGGUUUCCGCGGGGUUGGUCCAGCUGUGGUGUCUGUAUGGCUACUCACUGGCCGUCUACAUCCCCAUCUCGUUCAUAACGGUGCUGCCGCUGGACCUGCUGCGCUGGCUCAUAGUGCUGGCUGCCACGGCCAUCUCCUGCUUCUUCCUCGGCGUCAACCUGCGAGCACAGAUCACAGUGGGCCACGAGAUGUGGUUCCCCAUCGUUGUCGGUGCUGUGCUGCUGCAGGCCGGCCUGGGGGUUCUCCUCAAGCUCUAUUUUUUCACCUACAUUCAGCUCUAG